AUGGUUAAAAAUGGCGAUCUAAUUUUUGAAAGUUGCGGGUCAAUUUUAAAGUUCCGGUUGUUUAAGUCACAAAGUAUAAAGAACGUUCACGCAGACACCUCUGGCGUUUCGUUAUCUGAUGACUUCGAGCUGUCUGUCCAAUCUGACGUUCCGGUUUCUUCAGUUCCUGUUCCUGAUGAAGUUGGUGACGACAACGAUGUUCUCAUUGAUGAUCCGAGACUUCUACAUGUUACUGAAUGCGUGCUCUCUGCCGAAUUCAAAGUUCUGGUCGCCUCAAUUGCUGUUCCUGAUGAAAUUGGCGACGACAGCAGAGGCCGUGGCGUUGUUGUGGUUGUUUCUGUCGUUUCUGUUGCUUUGGGAGUAGCCAUCGUUGUUACUGUGGGAAGCUCUGUCGUUGUUCUUGUAGAAGGCUCUGUUGUUGUCGUUUUUGGUGUCAUUGUAGGUCGUGUGGUCGUGGCAGAUGUAGAAGUAGUCGUCAGUGUAGAAUCAAUCGUCGUCAGUGUAGAGGGUGAUAAAAACGGUCAGAAAGGUCUAGAUACUGUUUUCUUUUUUUACCGAGAGAUUGGGGUUUUAUGA
Messenger RNA from Enterobius vermicularis (human pinworm), 576 nucleotides. Lineage: Eukaryota; Metazoa; Nematoda; Chromadorea; Rhabditida; Oxyuridae. The record is from the annotation of a GenBank genome assembly.